ACUCUCUGCACAGUCAUGAGUCUGUGCACAUCAAGCACAGAGCAGGUCGCCGCUUUCUGCCGCAGUCUCCAUGACAUGAAUCCCUCAGAGUGUGUGUCCUCUUCGCCGAGCCCGGAUUCACCCUUCCCGCCUACCGCGACUCCCCGACAGCUGUCUGAUGCCGACAAGCUCCGCAAAGUGAUCUGUGAACUCGUGGAGACCGAGCGCACCUAUGUCAAAGAUCUCAAUUGUCUCAUUGGGAGAUAUUUAACCCCACUGCAGAAAGAGAAUUUCCUCACACAGGAUGAGCUGGAUGUUCUAUUUGGCAAUUUGCCAGAAAUGGUGGAAUUCCAGGUUGAGUUCCUAAAAACGCUGGAAGACGGAACCAGAUUGGUUCCAGAUCUGGAGAAGUUGGAGAGUGUGGAUCAGUUUAAGAAAAUACUCUUUUCUUUGGGAGGCUCUUUCUUGUACUAUGCGGACCGUUUUAAGAUCUACAGUGCUUUUUGUGCCAGUCAUACUAAAGUCCCAAAGGUUCUUGUGAAGGCCAAAACCGACCCUAAUUUCAAGGCCUUUCUUGAUGAGCGGAACCCCAAGCAGCAGCACUCCUCCACCCUGGAAUCCUAUUUGAUUAAACCCAUACAGAGGGUGCUAAAAUACCCCCUUCUGCUAAGGGAGCUCUACUCACUGACGGACCCAGACAGUGAGGAACACUACCACUUGGAUGUUGCUAUAAAAGCCAUGAACAAGGUUGCCAGCCACAUCAAUGAAAUGCAGAAGAUCCACGAGGAGUUUGGAGCAGUGUUUGACCAGCUGAUCACUGAGCAAAGCAGUGAAAAGAAAGACGUGGCUGAUCUAUCGAUGGGCGAUUUGCUGCUUCACAACACUGUGACAUGGAUCAACCCACCCAUUUCUCUGGGAAAAUGGAAGAAAGAACCACAGAUGGCAACAUUUGUUUUCAAAACUGCUGUGGUGUUUGUAUGCAAAGAAGAGUCCAAGCAGAAGAAGAAAAUUGGCGGCUCACAUCGAGUUUCUGUAUCUUCGGAAGAAAAAGAUCCUUUCCGAUUCCGUCACAUGAUUCCUACAGAUGCCCUUCAAAUCCGAUCCAUGUCAAACACAGAUGGUGAGAGUUCUGCUAUGUGUGAAAUAGUUCACACAAAAUCAGAGUCAGAAGGAAGACCAGAGAGGACGUUUCACCUGUGCUGCAGCUCUCCGGAGAGCCGAAAGGAAUUUCUGAAGACAGUCCACUCCAUCUUGAGAGAAAAGCACCGCCGACAACUCCUAAAGACAGAAAGUUUACCCCUCAACCAGCAGUAUGUGCCAUUUGGAGGAAAGCGACUCUGUGCCCUGAAGGGAGCCCGUCCAGCCAUAAAUAGAGCCGCAUCUGCCCCAACCAGGACUCUAGGCAGGAGAAAGCUGGUGCGCAAUCGUUUCACCAUAGACACCGACAUUGUUUUUGAUGGGGACUCAGAACAGCAGGACCUCACUUCACCACAGGAAUCCGAUUCAGCUCCGCUGCAGCAGAAGGAUGAGCAGCAGUCUGAGUUAGCGGGAGACACAGACCGCUGGGUGGAGGAGCAGUUUGACCUAGAAGAGUAUGAAGACCAGGAAGAAAUGAAGGAGACAGACAUCCUAAGCGAUGAUGACGACGAGUUUUGCCAAACACCCAGAGCUCUAUCUGAAGAGGCUGAUCUGGAGAGCCCCCUGAUGGCUUUAUCCCUGGAGGGUGCAGAAACAGACGGGAGUAAGAGCCUGCCGUCUCCAACUGUGAGCGACAGACCAGAUGAAGAGAAGAUAUCCGACACAGAGAGGAAGAGCUCCGUAACCGACAACUCCAAGGACAAGAAUCAAGCAGUGAAGGCUGAGGUUUGGGUUCGAAGGGAGCCGUCAGAUUCAUCUCCAGACUGCCCCACAUAAGAGCUGAAGGGGACAGGAAUCUCCCCAUGUUUGCCGCACAACGAUCACUCAUCACAAACUGUGCAUGAGCAUUGAUGUAUAUCACACAGCUAGUAAAGAAACAGUACACCCUCCUUUACCUUACUUUAUGCUGAAUGCUUUUUUGUACAGGUAAGAUCAUUUGUGGAGCAAUAAUUAACCCAGAAUGAGGGGGCUGUAUCCCAAAUCAGAUGCUGUUUCAUAACGGUCAAGUGUUUGCUUAGAGAGGUGAAAUAAUGGUACAAUCAUGGGAUCUAAUCACUUGCUUUGAUUGGCAUGGUUUGCACAUUUGGGCGGCAUUCUGUAGUCCUGCCUGCUGUUGCCAAAUUUGGGUAUUGUGAGAACAUUUAUAUUUGUUUCGUCUCUGUGACUCAAGAUAUUAUCAUAGCUAAGGGCUGUAUAUUAUUUGUCCUUAAAGACAUAGAAUAAUAAAUUCCAGAUGACAGUCUUGCAUAGAUUACUGUACAUUUUCACAUGAAUAUACACUGACGUGUCAUGAUUUUGAUCUUUAGUUUUAGCUCUCUUGUUACAUUUAAUAACAGAAUGAUGUGAAAGCCGUAAUGUCACUGAAGCAAUGGGUUUUUAAUUUUUUUUAACCUUAUCCUGUUUUUACUUGAAUUUGUAUUUGCUGUGUCAUUUUUUUACUACUGUGAAAUCACGUUAUAUUUUACCAACGGUACUACCUAAAGUACUGCA
Molecule: messenger RNA, 2607 nt
Organism: Poecilia latipinna (sailfin molly)
Lineage: Eukaryota; Metazoa; Chordata; Actinopteri; Cyprinodontiformes; Poeciliidae
Product: T-lymphoma invasion and metastasis-inducing protein 1-like
Exons: 13
Coding region: 16-1893 (625 amino acids)
Biological process (GO): activation of GTPase activity; small GTPase-mediated signal transduction
Cellular component (GO): plasma membrane; cytosol
Molecular function (GO): guanyl-nucleotide exchange factor activity
Source: RefSeq, a predicted model, not a curated record